This is a messenger RNA of Nasonia vitripennis (jewel wasp), 2456 nucleotides long. RefSeq names its product probable fumarate hydratase, mitochondrial. Gene Ontology annotation, cellular component: mitochondrion; tricarboxylic acid cycle heteromeric enzyme complex. The transcript has 7 exons. Gene Ontology annotation, biological process: fumarate metabolic process; tricarboxylic acid cycle; malate metabolic process. The record is from RefSeq and is a predicted model, not a curated record. Lineage: Eukaryota; Metazoa; Arthropoda; Insecta; Hymenoptera; Pteromalidae. The coding region runs from base 728 to 2251 and encodes 507 amino acids. Gene Ontology annotation, molecular function: fumarate hydratase activity.
ACUCUGAGAUGUGAUGUGCGCGACUCGGUAGGUAUAUUUAGUCGCGGAGAUCGCGAGGCUACGGAUGCUUCCGCGAGUAGUCGCGAGCGGCGCGAAUGUCGCCGACUUUUUUGCGGCGAUUGUUGAAGUUGUUAUGAAGGUUUUUUAGUGAUUUUUUGCGUAAUACACAGUUGCGCUGACGGCUACUCGGGAUUUACCGUUUUUUUUUAAUUGUACUGUAUAAGUUUGUUUAUUUUCGACGAUAAGGUAGUCGUUAUCUGCGGAAAUGUGCGUUUUUAAUGCGGGGACCUUGAGUAUUUCAGCAAUUAAAAUAAUUGUGUUGAACUCGUGAUGAACAAUCAACGCGGUGCAAUUAUGCCACAGUAACUUUCUCACUUUUUGCUGAGGUUUAUUGUAACUCGCAGUAUCACGAACAAUUUUCAACAUUGCGCAAUUCAAAGUAUCUUUCAUCCACAUAUCAACGUUAGAAUUCCUCUUAAAAGUAUGCUUUUUAUCUUCGGCUCAAAUACUUGCGAAAAAAAAAAUCGUUGAAUCCAGUACAAAGUUUCCCCUCUAGCAGAAGCUACCUGAUCAAUGCCGCCUCUGUAUCUCCCCCUACAUAAUAGCAGACGGUUUUUCGGCCGCAUUCGCGCGCAGAGCAGCUGAUCGGCGACCUCGACCAGCACAGUGUGUACUUAAGAGAAAAUUCGAAAAAAGUUGCGUACGUAGACAAAAGAGCAGCGGCACCAUGGCAUUCAACGCACUGAGACAGCGGGUGACGAGCGUCGGGCUUCGCCGUCAGCCGAGGGAAAUCAGCGCCUUCCUCGGGCCGCGGCUCGUCAUGUGCGAGCCCAAGUGCCGAGCGGCCUCCAAGGCCAGCGGCGAGUACAGGCUCGAGAGGGACACCUUCGGGGAGCUGAAGGUGCCGGCUGAUAAGUAUUAUGGAGCCCAGACGAUGCGAUCGGUAAUGAACUUCCCGAUCGGCGACCAGGCCGAGCGCAUGCCGAAAGGCGUCAUCGUGGCUAUGGGUAUCCUGAAGAAAGCCGCCGCCGAGGUGAACAAGGAAUUCGGCCUCGACGCGAAAGUCGCGGAUGCCAUCAGCAAAGCCGCCGAUGACGUAAUCAGCGGAAAGCUCUACGACGACCACUUCCCCCUGGUGAUCUGGCAGACCGGCUCCGGUACUCAGACCAACAUGAACACGAACGAGGUGAUCUCGAACCGAGCGAUCGAGCUGCUUGGUGGUCAGCUGGGCUCCAAGAACCCGGUCCAUCCCAACGACCACGUGAACAAGUCCCAGAGCUCGAACGACACCUUCCCUACGGCGAUGCACAUCGCCGUAGCCCUGGAAAUCAACAAGAUCCUCAUCCCCGGCCUCCAGCAGCUGCACUCGGCACUUAAGGAAAAAUCUCAGGCAUGGAAGGACAUCAUCAAGAUCGGCAGGACGCACACGCAGGACGCCGUGCCGCUGACUCUCGGCCAGGAAUUUUCCGCUUACGCGACACAGGUGGAGAACGGAAUCGCCCGAGUGAAGGACACGCUGCCGAGGCUCUACCAGCUGGCCCUUGGAGGUACCGCCGUAGGUACUGGUUUGAACACGAGGAUAGGCUUCGCUGAGAAAGCCGCUGCGAGAAUCGCUUCCCUCACAGGUCUGCCCUUCGUUACGGCUCCCAACAAGUUCGAAGCGCUGGCUGCUCACGAUGCGCUCGUUGAGGUCCACGGUGCGCUCAACACUGUCGCUGUCUCUCUGAUGAAGAUCGCCAACGACAUCCGAUUCCUGGGCAGCGGACCCCGCUGUGGUCUUGGCGAGCUCUCCCUGCCCGAAAACGAGCCUGGUAGCUCCAUCAUGCCUGGAAAGGUGAACCCAACUCAGUGCGAGGCCCUGACGAUGGUGUGUGCCCAGGUGAUGGGUAACCACGUCGCGACGACGAUCGGCGGCAGCAACGGCCACUUCGAGCUCAACGUCUUCAAGCCCGUCAUCGUCGCCAACGUCCUCAGGUCGGCCAGACUUCUUGGUGACGCCUCUGCUACGUUCACCAAGAACUGCGUCGUCGGAAUUCAGCCCAACAUCGACGCCAUCAACAAGAUCAUGAACGAGAGUCUUAUGCUAGUCACGGCCCUUAAUCCUCAUAUCGGUUACGAUAAGGCUGCUGCGAUAGCGAAGCAAGCACACAAAGAGAAGCUGACGCUGAAGGAAUCGGCAUUGAAGAACGGCCUCACCGAGGAACAAUUCAACCAGUGGGUCAAACCCGAGGAGAUGCUUGGACCUAAGUAAAAACGUCCGUCGUUCGGUCAAAGCGUCGAAAAGUCAUUGUUGAGAGGAAAUCUGUUAUGCAUCGAUUUUAGCAGAUAGGCCUCUCAGAUGCAGCGAGCGCAGAGUGAUAUACAUACAAAUACACUGUUGAUUGAGAAACGUUCUCACAAACCAUCCGUUUAUAAAAACACAAGAUCUUUCGCAAUAAAAGUUUAACAAAACGAAA